AUGGUCACUGUAGCAAUCGCUGGAGGUACCGGUGGCGUGGGCCGAACAAUCAUUGAAGAACUUGUUGGUCAAGACAAACACGAAGUUCUGAUCUUGAGCCGAAAGGCUAACAAGAUACCAGGACUUGAGUCUGUACGAGUAAUCGAAGCAGACUACGAGGAUGUAGCGUCUGUCAAGCAGUCUCUCCAGAAACACAACAUCGAAGUUGUUAUAUCUGCGUUGGCACUUUUCACUGAAGAAAGUGCGAAAGCUCAGAUGAAUCUCAUCCAAGCAGCAAUCGAUUCUGGCUCAGUGAAGCGCUUUAUGCCCAGCGAGUACGGGGUCAACUACUCACACCCAGGAGUCCUCGAAUUUCACCCAGCAGCGAAAUGGUGGUUGGAUGCUGCCGAUUUACUCCGCAGCUCUCAUCUCGACUUCACACGUGUCAUGUUCGGCUGGUUCUCAGAUUACUUUGGCAUGCCGCAUUGCAAGAGUAAUAUGAAGCCUUUUAAAUAUGCCCUUGAUUUCGACAACCAGAAAGCGGCACUCCCGGGCGACGGCGAGGCGUCAGUCACGUUCUUGCAUUCCACAGAUGUUGCGAAGUACAUUGCUGCUCUAUUGGAUGAGGAGAAGAGAUGGCCCGAGUUCAGUGCUUUUGCUAGCGACAAGUUGACAUGGAACAAAGUCGUGGAAACUGCUGAGAGAGUAACUGGCGGAAAAUGGGAAGUCACCUAUGAUCCCAUCGACAAGUUGGAGCAGGGUCAAGCGACGCUGUUCAAGCAACCUGAGGGUUCUUAUGGACUUCCCGAAGAUGCUACUCGCACCAUGAUGGCUGAGUUUGGUGUCAUGGCCGUCAAAGGCAUUAUGGAUAUCACAGGAGAGGGAUUGAGGAACGAUGUCUUCCCAGAGGUACAUCCGAUCACGGUAGAGGCUUUGAUGCAAAAGGCCUGGGGAAGCAGGUAA
Messenger RNA from Alternaria burnsii, 942 nucleotides. RefSeq lists its product as uncharacterized. NCBI's taxonomy places the organism in Eukaryota, Fungi, Ascomycota, Dothideomycetes, Pleosporales, Pleosporaceae. The transcript is spliced from 3 exons. Gene Ontology annotation, molecular function: oxidoreductase activity. The record is from RefSeq and is a predicted model, not a curated record. Bases 1 to 942 code for a protein of 313 amino acids.